This is a messenger RNA of Gossypium arboreum, 1778 nucleotides long. RefSeq names its product blue copper protein-like. Gene Ontology annotation, cellular component: plasma membrane. The transcript is spliced from 4 exons. Gene Ontology annotation, molecular function: electron transfer activity. The record is from RefSeq and is a predicted model, not a curated record. The coding region runs from base 329 to 1618 and encodes 429 amino acids. NCBI's taxonomy places the organism in Eukaryota, Viridiplantae, Streptophyta, Magnoliopsida, Malvales, Malvaceae.
CUAUUUAGUCUCAAUUCAACCACUCUGCAGACUUCCCUCCAGUUCCGACCACUAUCUCUUUCUUUUUUUUAUAGUUUGAAUUGUUGACUAUCAUAUUUGUCAAAAUUUAAGGGCGUAAUAACAAAUAAAAGUCAUACCCAGCAGCUUCUUCAUCAUCUUCCAAAACACUUGUCACUCUCUGUUAUUACUCUCUCUUUAUAAAUGUACUCUUGCCUUGAGAUAAGGAUAAACAUACUGUCACACAUCACAGCAAAAAAGAAAGAAAAGUAGAGAGAUAUUAGAGGGGGCGACUGUGACCAGAGAACACACCAAUUUUUCAGAGAAAAAAAUGGGUGGGAAAAUCACCAUGGCUGCGCUUUUAGUAAUUUUAGCUGCAAAUCUGUUGCAGAGUACUUAUGGCAGAACCUACACAGUGGGAGACUCCACCGGUUGGAGAAUCCCUACUAAUAAUAACGAUGAUUUUUAUGAUGAUUGGGCUGACAAUAAAGAUUUCCUUGUUGGGGAUGUUCUAGUGUUCAACUUUACUAAUGGGCAACAUAAUGUUGUCGAAGUGACCGAAGCUGGUUACGAUGCUUGCAACGCUGCAAAUCCUGUAUCUACGGUGAGCACUGGACCGGCGAGGAUUACGCUUAACAGGACAGGGGAGUACUACUUUAUUUGUGGUAUCCCUGGUCACUGUUCUGCCGGCCAGAAGCUAAACGUGGAAGUACGAAAUGGUAACACCACCGGCGGUGUUACUCCGUCGACGCCUAUAACUCCAACCACCUCCACUUAUACGGUGGGUGACUCCACUGGUUGGCGAGUCCCUACUAAUAAUGAUGAUUUUUACGAGGAUUGGGCUGAUAAUAAACACUUCGUCGUCAGAGAUGUUUUGGUGUUUAAUUUUACGACCGGACAGCAUAAUGUCGCAGAGGUGACGGAAGAUGCUUACGAUGACUGCAACACUGCGAAUGCCAUAUCUACUUUGACCACCGGUCCGGCGAGGAUUACCCUUAACAAGACCGGUGAUCAUUACUUCAUUUGCAGUGUCCCCGGUCAUUGUUCCGCCGGCCAAAAGCUCAAGGUUGAAGUUCGAACCGGUAACACCACCGGUGGCGUUGCUCCGUCGCCGUCUGUAACUCCAAGCACCACCACUUUUACAGUGGGUGACUCUACUGGUUGGCGUGUCCCUACCACUAAUGAUGAUUUUUAUGAGGAUUGGGCUGAUAAUAAACACUUCGUUGUUGGGGAUGUUUUAGUGUUUAAUUUUACGACCGGACAGCAUAAUGUUGCAGAGGUGACUGAAGAUGGUUAUGACGACUGCAACGCUGCAAAUGCCAUAUCUACUUUGACCACCGGACCGGCAAUGGUUACCCUUAACAGCACCGGUGACCACUACUUCAUUUGCAGUAUCCCCGGUCAUUGUUCCGCCGGCCAAAAGCUCAAGGUCGAAGUCCGAAAUGGCAACCGCACCAGUACUUCUCCCACACCUGGAACCCCAAGCGCCGCCGCGCCUGGAACCCCGAGCGGCACCACAAAUGGAACUUCGAGUUCGCCCGGGACCAACACAGCUUCCUCCCAUGUUGCUACUCUGUCUCUCGUCUUCUUCAUGUCCAUUGCCUUGACUUUGUUCUGUUGAUUAUGUCAUUAACCAUUUUUGCUUUUUUUUUUUUUUUGCUUUUUAUGUGAUAUCAUGUGAGAUCAGAUUUGAGAUUUCAUUGGUUUUAUGGUAGUAGUGAUGAAAUAUGUAGUGAUAUUUUUCGUGAUUGAAUAAAAUUUUUUUCCGAUAUUAAUAGUUA